AUGAGGGUUGAGCAGGAGAUCUUACUUGUACAAAGGAAGAUGUCUGACCUUGAGUCAGUAUUGCAGCAGAAGGACAUUGAGUUGAAGGCAUCAGAGACUCAAAGGACCAUCCUUGAACAGGACUUGGCAACCUACAUUACAGAAUGCAGUAGUCUGAAACGUAGUUUGGAACAAGCUCGUACAGAGGUAACGCAGGAAGAUGACAAAGCUUUGCAGCUCCUCCAUGACAUCCGCGAGCAGAGUAACAAGCUUCAGGAAAUCAAAGAACAGGAAUAUCAUGCCCAGCUGGAAGAGAUGCGAGUUUCCAUUCGGCAACUGGAGGAGGACCUGUCAGCCGCUCGUCGUCGUAGCGACCUGUACGAGGCCGAGUUGAAAGAGUCUCGGCAAAGCAGCGAGGAACUGAAGAGGAAGGCUAGCGACUAUCAACAUCGAUUGCAAAAGGCCAGAGAGCAAGGAAAAGCAGAGGCAGAUGAGCUCAUCACCAGGCUGGAAAAGACCAAUUCAGAGCAGCAGACGAAGCUCCAUGAUCUUCAAGAGAAGCUUGCCAAGGCAUUAAAAUCCAAUUCUGAAGCUACAGACCAUCUUCAUACCAUGAAGAUGGCCAAAGAGCGCAUGGAAAGAGAUCUAGAGAGGCUCCAGAACAAGGAGGACUCCAGUGAUAGUCUGCGAAGACGACUCCGUGAGACUGAGGAUGGUAGAAAGACACUGGAGAACCAGGUGAAAAGACUUGAGAUUGUUGAGCGCCGCGAGACCAAAAUGAAGGACGACAUCCAAAGCAAAGGCCAGCAGAUUCAGCAGAUGGCAGAUAAGAUUCUGGAGCUUGAAGAAAACCUGCGAGAUUCCCAAGCAACAGCACAACGACUGGAAACGCAUCUGAAGCAGAAGGAGAAGCUGUAUGAAGAUAAAAUUAAGGUGCUGGAAUCGCAGAUGAAGGCGGACAUGGCUGAUAAAGAAAUGUUGGAGUCCAGUCAAAGCAAAUAUGAGGAGGAGGUGCGGGAGAAAUGCAGCAUCAUCAGUGACCAGAAGGCGACUAUAAAUGCAAUGGAAUCCAAGAUGAACAGUCUGGAGCAAAGAAUUGCAGAGUUGUCUGAGGCGAACAAACUCGCAGCUAAUAGCAGCAUCUACACUCAGAAAAAUAUGAAAGCCCAGGAAGAGAUGAUCUCAGAGCUUCGCCAACAGAAGUUCUACUUGGAGUCUCAGGCUGGGAAGCUGGAAGCCCAGAAUGCAAAACUUGAGGAACAUUUAGAGAAAACAAGUCAUCAGGAGCACACACACAAGAGUCGAGUCUUAGAGUUGGAAACCAGGCUCAGAGAGAUUGGACUGGAGCACGAGGAACAGAAGCUGGAAAUCAAGCGACAGGUGACAGAGGUAACACUGUCAUUGCAGGAGCGUGAAGCACAGAUCAACAACCUACAGGCGGCUCGCCGUGCCUUGGAGAGCCAGCUGCAACAUGCCAAGACUGAGCUAGAAGAGACCACCGCUGAGGCUGAGGAGGAGAUCACUGUGCUGAGAGCACACAGAGAUGAGAUACAACGCAAGUAUGACGCUUUAAGGGACAGCUGUGCGGUAAUCACUGACCUGGAAGAGCAGCUGACGUCACUGACCCAAGAGAAUGCUGAGCUUAACCGUCAGAACUUCUACCUGUCCAAGCAGCUAGACGAAGCCUCUGACGAGAGGGAAGACCGAAUACAGCUCAGCCAGGAUGUGGACCAGCUGCGUCGGGAGGUGGCUGACAGGGAGAUGCACCUUAACAACCAAAAACAGAAUCUUGAGACACUAAAGACCACAUGCACCAUGUUGGAAGAGCAAGUUAUGGAACUAGAGACCUUAAAUGAUGAGCUUCUGGAGAAGGAGCGGCAGUGGGACGCCUGGAGGGCAACACUUGAUGAGGAGAAGAGCCAGGCGGAGAGGAGGACAAGAGAGGUCCAACGAAUGCUGGAAACGGAAAAACAGAACCGACUCCGUGCUGAGCAGCGCAGCUCUGAGUCUCGUCAGGCUGUGGAACAGGCCGUAAAGGAACACAAAGCCGAGAUGUUGGCGCUGCAGCAGAUUCUCAAAGACCAGAAACUCAAAGCUGAGAGUCUUGCAGACACUUUGAAUGAUCUGGAGAAGAAACAUGCCAUGUUGGAGAUGAAUGCACGUAGUUUGCAGCAAAAGCUGGAAAGUGAGAGAGAUCUGAAGCAGCGGCUGCUGGAGGAGCAAGAGAAGCUUCAGCAGCAAAUGGAUGCUCAGAAGGCGCAUAUCUUUCGUCUUACCCAAGGCCUUCAAGAUGCCUUAGACCAGACUGACCUGCUAAAAACUGAGAGAACUGAUCUGGAAUAUCAACUGGAAAACAUCCAGCUCCACCUGCAGGCUGUGUACUCCCAUGAGAAGGUGAAAAUGGAGGGGACGAUAACCCAGCAGACCAAGCUCAUAGACUUCCUCCAAACUCAAGCCCAUGGUGCUUCAAAGAAGAAAAAGGGACUUUUUGGACGUCGGCGUGAGGACCUGUUGGCUGCCAUGGCUGCUCAGGCGCAGGCCCAGGGGCAGAGUCAAGGCCAGGUCUCCCCCGUAUCCUCCAUCCAGCCGGUUCCCCUGCAGCACAGUGACAUGAAGAUGGCGCUGGACAAAGAGCGAACCCGCUGUUCCGAGCUUGAGGACGCGCUUCAGAAAAUGAGAGCGGAACUGCGAUCUUUGAGAGAGGAAGCGCUUCAAUACAAGGACCACAGCGGCUCCGCAAACACUCCAACAGCACGGCAACAGAUGAUGAUGUCCGCCAUGGUGAAGUCUCCCGAUCACCAGCAAGUCCCGCCGAGCCUGGUGCCUUCCAACUCAGGCCGCAGGAAGGAAGUUGCCACACCUGAGGAGAGAAGGAGGGUCACUUUUGAAAAAUAUAGCCGUCGCAUGAAAGACAGUCAGAGGGAAAGGGAGAGGGUGCACCACCACACCCCUCACCGCUUCACAGUGGGACUCAACAUGCGUGCUGCCAAGUGUACCGUGUGCUUGGAUACGGUGCACUUUGGUCGACAAGCCGCCACCUGUCUCGAAUGUCACGCCCUCUGCCAUCCCAAAUGCUCUCCGUGCCUUUCAGCGACGUGCGGCAUGUCGAGCGAUUGCUCCCUGCAUCUGUCCGACGGCUUGGGCCGGGAGAAAGGCAACUUAUCAGGCCAGCAGCUCAAAGACGCAAGUGGACACAUGCACUUGGAGGGAUGGAUGAAGCAGCCCAGAAAUGGAAAGCGAGGCCAAGGCUGGGAGAGGAAAUACAUGGUCCUUGAUGGAACAAAAGUGUCCAUCUAUGAAAUAGAACCCAGAGAAGAUUCGAUUAAACCACUGGAGGAGUUUGACCUGUGCAUGUCUGAUGGAGAGGUCGAAGUUCACGGAGCGGUAGGGGCCACGGAACUACCCAACACGGCCAAAUCAGAUGUUCCGUAUGUAAUGAAGCUGGAGUCCCGUUGUCACACCCCUUGCUGGCCUGGACAAUCCAUUUAUUUCAUGGCUCCCAGUUUCCCAGACAAGCAACGCUGGGUGGCAGUCAUGGAAUCGGUAGUGGCUGGGGGGCGAGUCUCUAGGGAGAAGGCUGAGGCUGACGCAGCUGCUGUGUCCAAAAGACAAAUGGUUCUAUCUCCUCUGGUUCAGAAACUCCUGGGAAACUCGCUUUUGAAACUUGAAGGAGACGACAGGCUUGAUAUCAACUGCACUCUUCCACUAACAGAUCAGAUAGUUCUGGUGGGCUCAGAGGAAGGUCUGUAUGCCCUCAACGUGAUCAAGAACUCCUUGACACACAUUCCUGGCCUGGGAUCAGUCUUUCAGAUCACCAUUAUUAAAGAGAUGGAAAAACUGCUGAUGAUUGUUGGGGACGAGAGAGCCUUGUGCCUGGUGGAGAUCAAGAGAGUGAAGCAGUCCUUGGCCCAGUGCCACCUGCCCAGCCAGGCCGAGCUGGCGCCGUACAUCUUCGAGACGGUGAAAGGAUGCCAUCUGUUUGCUGCUGGCAGAAUAGACAACGGGUCCUGCAUUUGUGCCGCAAUGCCGAACAAGAUCACCAUUCUCCGCUACAAUGACAAUCUCAGCAAAUACUGUAUUCGUAAGGAAAUUGAAACUUUGGAGCCUUGUAGCUGCAUCCACCUGACGAGCUACAGCAUCAUCCUCGGGACUAACAAGUUCUAUGAGAUCGAGAUGAAGCAGUUUGUACUUGAAGAGUUCCUGGACAAGAACGACAUGUCACUGGCCUCAGCGGUGUUUGCCGCCUCGUCCCACAGCUUCCCCAUCUCCAUCAUGCAGGUGGCCAGCAACAUACAGAAGGAGGAGUACCUACUGUGUUUUCACGAGUUUGGUGUGUUCGUGGACACAUAUGGACGGAGGAGCCGUACCGACGACAUCAAGUGGAGCCGCCUGCCUUUGUCCUUUGCGUACAGAGAGCCUUACCUUUUUGUCACGUACUUCAACUCACUGGACGUCAUCGAAGUUCAGGGACACUCCGCUUUGGGUCCUUCGGUGCUGGCUCACCUGGAUAUUCCCAGCCCUCGCUAUCUGGGCCCAGCUAUCUCUUCCGGAGCCAUUUAUCUGGCUUCGUCCUACCAGAACAAACUACGAGUCAUCUGCUGUAAGGGCAGUCUGAUCCGAGAGUCGGGGGAGCUGCAGAGGACCGGCUCCAGCAGAGGGAGCCCCACCAAGCGAGGUCCCCCCACCUACUCUGAGCACAUCACCAAGCGCUUGACCUCAGGCCCCGGCAGUCACGAGGGUCUGCACCGAGAACCCAGCACCCCUCACCGCUAUCGAGAGGGACGCACUGAGUUUCGACGAGAUAAGUCGCCGGCCCGCCCCUUGGACAGGGAGAAGUCGCCGGGGAGGGUGCUGGACAGCCGCAGGGAGAGAUCGCCGGGACGAUUCGGAGACAACAACCGACUCAUUGCCGGAUCUGUGCGGACACAGUUGGCUCCUGUUAACAAGGUGUGGGACCAGUCGUCGGUGUGA
Molecule: messenger RNA, 4950 nt
Organism: Nerophis lumbriciformis (worm pipefish)
Lineage: Eukaryota; Metazoa; Chordata; Actinopteri; Syngnathiformes; Syngnathidae
Source: RefSeq, a predicted model, not a curated record